This is a messenger RNA of Daphnia magna, 1568 nucleotides long. RefSeq lists its product as uncharacterized. NCBI's taxonomy places the organism in Eukaryota, Metazoa, Arthropoda, Branchiopoda, Diplostraca, Daphniidae. The transcript is spliced from 5 exons. The record is from RefSeq and is a predicted model, not a curated record. The coding region runs from base 482 to 1048 and encodes 188 amino acids.
UUUCGAUUCAAAAUUAAAUGAAAAUCACGAAAAUCAUAUUUAUUUUCCCAUUGGCCUUAAAGUUUUUUGUAUCAAACGUAAAAAACAAAAUGAAGUUGGUGCGCUUACAGUACUUUGUUUUAUUUUAUUUAAAAACUGCUCGUUUAACAAAAAAACCAAUAACCUAAUCCCAGAUAUACGAACCUACGAAGUAGUCUUCGUAGUCUGUGACCUAAUCGAAAUCAGCGGUCAAUUUUGAUUAUACCAGGUAGAUUGUCACUAGAUGACAGUGCAGGAUCUCAAUUGAAAAUGAGUAAGGACCUCUGGUGGAAGAAUUUGUAACUACCUGAAUUUUUGCUAUCCAUUACUGCGAUACCGUAGGAUUGCAUGGAAGUUUAUGAUUCCGAAUAACAAGUGUCAAGUGAUAUCCAUAUAUCCAUAUAUGUUUGUUUCCCAUACUAUUUUGCGUUUCGAACGAUAAUUCAACUCCAAUUUUACAUUCAUGGAAAUAAAAGCACAUGAGAUGCUGACAAUAGAGUAUGGUGAUCCGUCUCAUCCAACAAGUGCAGGAUAUUCAUCUCUAGUGUCAACAAUUGAUCAUCACCUUAUCAGUAGCUUUCUUCUCAUGCCAAUUACCCAGCUAGCAUGCAUUGGCGUAAACACCAUCAUCUCAUUUGUUGACCACAAGCAACUACCCUAUCUUCUUCUUCACUCUGGUAAUAAUCAACCAUCUGGACACUGGCCUGCUCUCUUCUUCCUUCGUCUUCGCCUCAUCGCUGUGUCUUCGCCGCAUCGCUGUGUCUUUGCCGCAUCGCUGUGUCUUCGCCGCAUCGCUGUGUCUUUGCCGCAUCGCUGUGUCUUCGCCGCAUCGCUGUCUUCGUCUUCGCCUUCACCGCAUCGCUGUCUUCGUCUUCGCCUUUACCGCAUCGCUGUCUUCGUCUUCGCCUUCACCGCAUCGCUGUCUUCGUCUUCCCCUUCACCGCAUCGCUGUCUUCGUCUUCGCCUUCACCGCAUCGCUGUCUUCGUCUACGCCUUUGAGGCAUCACCAUCCUCGGGCCAUCUAUCCUAAAUAAAAAACGGGUGCAGUUCAGCAGCAAACCAAGGCGAUGGAGGAGAUUCAACGAGGAACGUCGUACUGUGGUAUUGUUUUGUUUUGUGUAUAGAACUAGUUAACCCGUUGGCUGCCACCCCGUUUGCGUCCCAUUUUUUUUUUAGCUUUUAGGGACCGGGCGCUGUUCUGCCCCAUGGCCAUGGGUGGAACAGUCGCCGCGCCUAAAGGCUUCGUGCCUUUAGGCGCCGUAGGCAAUGCACCAGUAGGGACUCUCUUUGUCGGUGCGGUGAUAGAUUCCUGGGGUGUGCAUUCCCGGAAUGGAAUCUAUUACCGUGUCAGCCCGGACUUGUCUUCGGACAAGUCCCCCUUUGUUCGUGGAUCCAUCUGACGCGAAGCGUAGCAACUGUAGUGAAGCAACCUACGGGUUGCAUGGCCUGGCAGCCAACGGGUUAACUUAGUUAAUUGUGUGUGUAUUUAUUGUGUGUAUUGUAUGUAUGUAUGUAUAUGUAUUUUAUACUUGUGUUAUGUAUUUUGUGUU